GAUCUCAACUUCUCUCUCUUUCACGCUGCUUCUCGUUGGAGCAAAAUGAGAGAUCUGUAUCGAUGCUAUUUCCGUCUUCAAAUUUCUUUGUGAUGGUGUUAUUUGAUUUGUAGAUGUUUGUAUUUAUGUCUGUAUGAAGUUUUUCGUCCUUUGUUUGUGGUGAUGAUUCUUGCACAUCAGGUGUUUGUGUAUAUGAGUCUAAGAAGCUACAUUUGGUUGCCACCCUCUCGCUGGGGCAUCCUAGCAGAAAAAAAUCUGAGCUUUAGCUGUUCUUUGCUUUCUCUAUUCAGCAGGCAGAUUAGAUAGAACAGAGAAAGGGGAAAAUGUCGUACAUGCGCGGAGACUUGCUAUCCAGGACAAGGAAGUUGGCGAAGGGUCUCGCAAAGCCUACCCCGGUGUGGCUUAAACCCAUGGAAGAGGCGUCGCCGGUGACAUUCCCACGGACGGAUGGGAAGAUCAGGAAGAUUGAAAUGCCGGAGGAUGUAUAUGUCAAGAGAUUCUUCAAGAAGCAUCCGGAUUCUCUCUACCAUGAUGCUGUCAAGAUAAGUGGUUUUGAUCCUCCUCCAGCACGAGUUUUUGCUUGGCGUGUUUUGGAGCUCAAGGGACAAGGUGUUAGUGAAGAGGGAGCCAUGGCUGUAGCUGAUAUGGAAUAUCGAGCUGAGAACAAGGCAAAGAAGAAGGCGUACUCUGAGCUGAAGCAAGUUGCACGGUUGCAAGGGAAGAAGCCACCUCCAAAUCCCUACCCGAGUGCCAUUAAAGAAAUACAAGCAGUGGAGAAGAAAUUUGUCCGAGACCGUUUCUUUAAUCCCAAAAUACUUGAGAUUGUGCAGAAGAUGAAAGCAGAAAAAGUUGCAGAGAUGCAAGAAGGACAAAGAGAGUUUGGCAACGGCAGGGGUGGUGGUGGUCAGCGUGGUGGAUGGAAAGGUGGCCAGCAUCAGUAAUUUAGAUCCGUCGGUACAUAGAUUGAAUUGUUACUUGCUUUUUGCAUCUUGUCAUUUUGGUUAGGAGUCAGUCAGUCUUUUCCAUGUGAGCAAUCUGAAGUGCAAUAAAGGAUUAUUAUGGAACAAUGAAAAAUGUCUUUUUGUUAAAGAUGCCUUUCUUAA
Molecule: messenger RNA, 1103 nt
Organism: Musa acuminata AAA Group (dessert banana)
Lineage: Eukaryota; Viridiplantae; Streptophyta; Magnoliopsida; Zingiberales; Musaceae
Exons: 4
Coding region: 324-941 (205 amino acids)
Source: RefSeq, a predicted model, not a curated record